GGUUGUCAGUUUGACUUGUAGUCGUCACGAUUUGCUGAAUCACACAAACUCUUCCGCAUCGUUAAAACUUUGGAGACGACAAGACACGGUCAGUGUCCGGCUUCCAUACAGAGGCAACUGUUUGUAGAUAUCUGCGUUAUUUUUUAGAGGUCUAUGCGAUUGCUAGAGUUUUAGAAUACUCAGUUAGUAAAAGUAACGAUUCUCAAGUGUUUAGAACGUUCGUUUUGGGGUAUUUCAUCGCGCAGUGAAUGGGGCCAUUACACAAAUGGCAUAUGACAACUGACAAGCCGAACAAGCUGAAAACUGUGGUUUUCAUUUGAAUGGAGUGGAUUAUUUUUGACUGAUCUGCAUUUUCUCGCUGCUAUACUGAACCUUGAGAAAUGAAGCUCGGCAGACAUUUCACAGUUUUUGGCAGUGCCAUAUUCUGUGUGGUGGUAUUCUCAUUGUACCUCAUGUUGGAUCACCUUCAGUUAGACCACAUAAAAAACCCAAGUAAUGGAGAGAGAUUUGAGAACGGGCAGUUGGACAUCCUUCAGGACAAAAUAGAUCACCUCGAAAGACUACUUGCAGAGAAUAACAAAAUCAUUGCCAACCUCAGGGAUUCAGUGUUGAACCUGAGAACAUCAGUUAAGGAUGGCAGAGGGUCUCUGGAAGCUGGGAACGCAAGCCAGGUCUUGGUGGUACCCUCUGCUCCACGGAUGGGGCCCAUUGACUUGGAGGACUGCCAGUUUUCUGCUCAGACCUAUUCUAAGGCUGCAGAUACUGUACAGAUGUUGGAUGUGUAUGAUUUGCUCAGCUUUGAUAAUCGUGAUGGUGGCGUAUGGAAGCAAGGGUUUGAUAUCUCAUAUGAGGAGAACGAAUGGGACGAUGAGCCUUUGCAAGUGAUUGUUGUUCCCCAUUCACAUAACGACCCUGGCUGGCUGAAGACGUUUGAUGACUACUACCGAGACCAGACACAGCAUAUCCUAAACAACAUGGUGGUGAAGUUACAUGAAGACAAACGGAGGAAAAUGAUCUGGUCUGAGAUCUCUUACUUUUCCAAAUGGUGGGACAGCAUUGACAACCAGAAGAGGGACGCUGUCAAGAAACUUAUAGAAAGAGGCCAGCUGGAGAUUGCCACUGGAGGCUGGGUGAUGCCUGACGAAGCCAACACACAUUACUUUGCGCUGAUAGAUCAGCUACUGGAGGGCCACCAGUGGUUGGAAAGAAAUUUGGGAGUGAAGCCCAGGACUGGCUGGGCUGUGGACCCAUUUGGCCACUCUCCCACCCAGGCCUAUCUCCUGAAGCAGGCCGGCCUAUCCAACAUGCUCAUCCAAAGAGUGCACUACUCUGUAAAGAAGCACUUUGCCACCCAGAAGACCCUAGAGUUCUUCUGGAGACAGAAUUGGGACCAGCACUCCAGCACGGACAUCUUCUGCCACAUGAUGCCAUUCUACAGUUAUGAUGUACCCCACACUUGUGGUCCUGACCCAAAGAUUUGCUGCCAAUUUGAUUUUAAGAGGCUGCCAGGGGGACGUAUCAGCUGCCCCUGGAGGGUUCCUCCUCAGGCCAUCACCAGUGAUAAUGUGCAACAGAGGGCUCUCUUGCUGUUGGACCAAUACAGGAAGAAGUCCAAACUCUUCAGGACCAAGGUGGUUUUGGUUCCACUGGGUGAUGACUUCCGCUACACAGAGGCUCAGGAAUGGGAUCAGCAGUUCAAUAACUACCAGAAGCUCUUUGACUACAUGAACUCCCAUCCUGAGCUUCAUGUACAGGCCCAGUUUGGUACCAUUUCGGAUUAUUUUGAAAUUCUGCGCAAAAAUGUUGGCAUGGACAAGGUUGGCAUGAGUGCGGGAGUGUCACCUUUUCCUGUACUAAGUGGCGAUUUCUUCACAUACGCUGACAGAGACGACCACUACUGGAGCGGUUACUUCACUUCUAGACCAUUUUACAAACAGCUGGACCGCACGCUAGAGUCCCACCUCAGGGCAGCUGAGAUUCUUUAUUCUCUAGCCUUUGCUAGUAUACAAAAGUUUGGAAAUCCUAACAACUACCCUGCAGUAGAGAAUUAUAAGUUGCUAACUGCAGCAAGACGAAAUCUCGGCUUGUUCCAGCACCAUGAUGCAAUUACAGGCACAGGAAAAGACUGGGUUGUAGUGGAUUACGGAACCAGAUUGUUUCAUUCUAUUUUGAAUGUGAAGCGAGUGAUUGUGAGCUCAGCUCACUGGCUGGUGCUUGUCGACAAACAAACAUACACCUAUGACCCUGCAAAUCCACUACUUCAGAUAGAUGAAGUCCAGCCAGCUCAGGAUGCCUUACCACGCAAAACUGUCUUUAAGAUCAGUACAACACCAAGGUCAGUGGUGGUAUAUAACCCCAGUGAGCAGGCCAGGACGUCUGUGAUAAGUAUCUAUGUGACAACUCCCCAUGUGCACAUACUUACUGCCCACGGACAGCUGGUCAACGUGCAGAUAAGUGCAGUCUGGGAAGAUGUCAGCCACGCUUCCACAGAAGCCUUCCAGUUGUCUUUUGUAGCUAAUGUGCCACCGUUGGGCCUGGCUGUGUACCAGCUUUGUGAGGGUGCAGAGCUACAGUCUGAGUCGGCCCGCUACGUGUUUCUGAAGGCUGGUGGAGACGUGUCAGUUACCGGGACAGAGCAUUUCAGAGUGUCUGUCCCCCAGGAAGCUGUCCCUGUGUCCAUGGAGAACCCCCACCUCCAGCUCUCCAUCUCUUCUACUACAGGACUAUUAGAGACACUGAAACUAAAGGAAGAUGGGUCAAAGCACUCAAUUAAAGUGGAGUUUUUGUGUUAUGGAACAACCAGCAAAAAGGACAAGAGUGGUGCCUACUUGUUUCUUCCUGAUGGAGAAGCUACGAAAUGCUCUCCCUCCCAGCCUCCUGUGAUCCGAGUAACAAAAGGGCCUGUGUUUUCUGAAGUCACAACAACUUUUACGCAUGUCACACACACUCUUCGGCUUUACAACAUCCAUGGAGUGGAUGGACAGGCUGUUGAGAUCAGUAAUUCUAUAGAUAUAAGAGGGGAGUUCAACCGUGAAAUUGCAAUGAGGAUAACAUCAGAUCUUAACAGCAAGGACCGGUUUUUUACCGACCUCAAUGGUUUCCAGGUGCAGCCCAGAAGAUCCAUGACUAAGCUGCCGCUGCAGGCUAACUUCUACCCCAUGACGAGCAUGGCCUACCUGGAGGACUCAAGCAGAAGACUAACCCUGCUCACAGCGCAGUCUUUAGGUGCUACCAGUCUCAAAAGUGGUCAGCUGGAGGUGAUCAUGGACCGACGAUUAAACCAGGAUGACAACCGUGGCCUGGGCCAGGGAGUGUUAGACAACAAGAUCACUGCCAACUCCUUUCGCCUGCUGCUGGAGCUCUUUAACUCUGCCGAAGGGGCCCAGAGAGAAAACACUGCUCCAUUCAGCUACCCAUCUCUAUUGAGCCACAUCUCCUACAUGUACCUCAACCACCCGUUUAUGCCCAUGAUGACCAGUUUGGACUCAACUGUACUGGCCCUCGCCCCUUACAGCCCUCUGAGCUCCCCUUUCCCUUGUGACAUCCACCUGGUCAACCUGCGCACCAUACAGUCUCAGGAGGAAGAGGGAGGUCCAUCUGAGCAUGCUGCUUUAAUACUGCACAGAAAAGGCUUUGACUGUAGCAUCUCCACUAAGGACACUGGCCUACUGUGCAGAACCACACGUGGCAAGAUUCACUUAGAGCAACUCCUGACAGAACUGAAAGUUAUCAGCCUCAUUCCUGUCUCGCUGUCUUUGAUGCACCAAUCCCCAAGAGGACCAGCGGAACAGGAGAUCAACCUUAAACCAAUGGAAAUCUGCACAUAUCGUGUCCAGCUGACAUAAGUCAUGACUAGAAUGAACUUCGUCGCUUAGGACGGAUUGUUCCUUCACUUAGUAAUCUGUGUGGGCCGUGCUGUCACCUUCAAUUGAGAAUGCUAUAAGUAAAAAGGGAGCUUCAGUUACUAAAAUGACCCUAGGAAUCUGCUCAGUGUUGUCUAAUGGAGUAUGGUAAACAAAGAUUAGGUUUUAAUGGGGGGAUUUGAUGAAGCAUUUCAGGCAUGAUUCCAGUUUAUCAUUUUAUGUUUAUUUUUCUUUCUCCAAAAAACUGUCUGUUUGAUCUUCAUCCAUGUGAUUAAGUGAUAAUUAUUUAUUUAUUGUUGUUUUGUGGUAGUGAUUUCUGACUGGGACUUUGUGGAAAAGUGCAAUAUGGGUUUUCUAUGUUUUUUUUUUCCCAGCCCACUCAGGUUUUGUCUUCCUUUAAAAUAGCUUGCAGUCCCCAGUUGUAAUUAGUUGUUUAUUUGUUAAACAUAGAGUCUCUAAGAUAUGCAGAUGAAGCCAUUAGUCAUGGUUGUGUACUUGGACUGUGGAAGAAAUAUAAAUCUUCAGUUGAAAAGGAAAACUACACUGAUCAGAAAAUAUAAAGUAAGAACUAUUUUUUUCCUCAAACAUUUUACAAUUUUUGUAACUCGAUAUAGUGAAAUACAACUGGUAAGAUAA
Molecule: messenger RNA, 4499 nt
Organism: Colossoma macropomum (tambaqui)
Lineage: Eukaryota; Metazoa; Chordata; Actinopteri; Characiformes; Serrasalmidae
Gene: man2a1
Product: mannosidase, alpha, class 2A, member 1
Exons: 22
Coding region: 381-3845 (1154 amino acids)
Biological process (GO): N-glycan processing; protein deglycosylation; mannose metabolic process
Cellular component (GO): Golgi membrane
Molecular function (GO): alpha-mannosidase activity; carbohydrate binding
Source: RefSeq, a predicted model, not a curated record